AUGGCCAAUAGUUUCAUGUACUGGAAUGAUUGUGUUGACCCAGACGAUUUGGAAGCAAUGUGGAUGGAUCCUGCGGUGAGAGCUGAGUGGUUAGAGGUUGGGGAGACUAAAGGGCAGAAGGUUCAUCUCUCAAGGGAUCCUGAUGGUCAGCCUUUUCUCACUCAGACUGAGAUGAAGGCUGUUGCUGAUAUCACUGUCCGGAGACAUUUUGAUUCAAUAUUGGAUCCGGAAAUGAUAUGCGCAAUUGCUGAGCUUGAAAGUGACCGGAAGCCUCUCAUUAUGCGGUACAACAAAAAGACCAAGGAAACAGGCUUAGGGAUGUUACAAGUUUUUGCAAAGACAGCAGAGUGGUUGGCUGGAGGACAAGGCUAUCAGGAGUAUAAUGUGGGUGAAAAUCCUGAUCUUCUUCACAAGCCUUUUAUAAAUGUAUAUUUUGGGGCGGCUUACCUGAAAUGGUUGACAGACUAUCAGAAUAACCAGAGAAGUGAAGAGUUUGUGGUCAGAGCAUAUAAUGGUGGGACAAAAAAGGCGACUCACAAAUCUACACUACCAUAUUGGAAACGAUACCUUGUAGUGAAAGAGGCUCUCCCUUCAAGAAAGCAUGUGGAUGCUGGUCCUUCAAGCUUUCAUCCUACUAAUCCCUCGUCACCAAGCUCAAACACCAAUUUCACAUACUGGGACUCUAGGGCUUCCCCUGAAGAUAUGGAAGAUAUGUGGAAUCAUCCCGAAGUAUGUAAAGAGUGGACCAAAUCCAAAGAAGAAAGGGGAAAGGUUCGGUUCUCGCAAGAUGGUGAAAAGAGGCCUUACCUUUCUCGAGGGGAAAUGAAGGCUGUUGCAGAGAUAAUCGUUUCAGAGUACUUCAGCACAAAAGGAAUUAAAGUUCCUCUUGUUUGCGCUGUUGCCGAUACUGUGUGCAUGAGGUUUGUGAACGGUACUGGGAAGAAGGUGGGAAUUCUCGGAGUGGACUACUCAACUGCUGUGUGGUUAAACACGGAGCUAGGAUAUCGAGCAUACAGAGUCGAUUCAGCAGACGAUCUAACCAAACCAUUUGUUUCUAUGUACUUCGGCGUAGCCUAUUUGGUUUGGUUAUCCGAGUAUGAAGGAAGGGAAAGAAGCCAUCAGUUCAUUAUCCAAGCUUAUAUCAAAGGUCCUGAGCACGUCGACCUUGAGGCAUCAUCAUGUCCACUCUGGCUCAAGUUCGAGCAAGCUCUGAGUUACUAUGAAGAGCCCAAGAGGUAA
Messenger RNA from Eruca vesicaria subsp. sativa (arugula), 1239 nucleotides. Lineage: Eukaryota; Viridiplantae; Streptophyta; Magnoliopsida; Brassicales; Brassicaceae. The record is from the annotation of a GenBank genome assembly.